This is a messenger RNA of Cladocopium goreaui, 1218 nucleotides long. The record is from the annotation of a GenBank genome assembly. Lineage: Eukaryota; Dinophyceae; Suessiales; Symbiodiniaceae.
AUGGCGGAUGAGAAAUUCCGUCGACCCAAGUGGUGUACCGCACCGCGGAGUCCCGAGAGACACAAGCAGCUGGUGCGUGCUGUGGGUGGCGAGGCUGAGCGCAGCUGGGAGAUCUUGGAGAAGUCUGUCUACACCGUGGGGCGCCACGAAUCUGCAGAUUUCCAACUGCAGGGGGAGUUGGUCUCCAGAAUACACGCAGCUGUGCUUCAGGAUGUGGAAGGCCAGCGAUAUUUGGUGGAUCUGAAGAGCACUCACGGCACCUUUUUGGAAUCCAAACGCCUGAAGCCGAACGAGCCGGCGAAGUGGCCGGAAGGGCAACUGGCGUCCUUCGGCUUCGGUCCCAAGGCCGUCUUCCUGGUCCUGGGCGCCGUGGGCUCCGCCGGCGCCGUGGGUGAGCCCUCGGAGCCCUCGGAGCCGGCGGAGAAGCGGCCACGCACCGAGCACAGCGAGGUGGACCCCAUGGCUGCACUCUAUGGAGACCUGCCAGAAGCCAGCAUCAUUGCUGCACCGAAGGUGGUGGAAACCAAGAUGCAGCCUUUGCCAACUCCGACCAAAGAUCCCACCAGAGUGAUCUUUCUGGACAUCGAUGGGGUGUUGAGACCGUUGCAUAGCAGGCAGGACGCGUUUCAAAACACGCGGACCAUCGAAAUCAACGGCGCCCGUGUGCCGCUGCUGGGCAGCUCCGAGGCCAAGGCAGGCGUGGAUUUCUGGCCCAGCGCCAUGCGGGCACUGAGGUUCAUCGUCCAAAAGACCGAAGCGCGGAUCGUUUUGUCGUCGGACUGGCGGAAGCAGGACGUCUUGGUCGAAGGCAUCGGCAGUGCCUUUGAGGAGCACGGCAUCCCAAAGCUGUACAGCUCCACCCCCGACUUGGACCAAGCAACGCCGGGAGUCAUCAAGGCUUUACAUUCGUCCUUUCGGGAGAAGCGAUGUAAAGAGAUCCGGAAGUGGCUGAAACAAAAUCCGAAGAUUACACAUUUCUGUGCUAUUGAUGAUGUGGAUUUGAGCAUGCCGGACAAGGCAGCCCUGAAGUCUGGCCUGCGGGAUACAGAUAUCUUCUUGGAUCCGGACAAGGAGUUUGUGAAAACGAAUCCCAUUGUUGGGCUGACGAUGGAAAUUUCCAAGUUGGUGAUCUGUUACCUGAACGGCACGGAACCUUCUGAGGAGAUUCUGACUGCAGUCUUUGGUGAACCCACCGGAACCAUCACCAAAUUGACGUGA